AAGGAGGAAUUGAAGCUGAAAAUUGGUGAGUUUCAAAAGCGAAUGCCUUGGAUUGAAACUCUAGAUAUUACUGUCGAAAAUGAAAUGAAUACCAUCUAUAAGCAAGCGAAAAAAGCAGCAGAAAUCGCUAUUCAAAGAUUAAAGCAAAUGAAAAUGAAAGUAUUUCGACCAUCAGAUUACUUUGCAGAGAUGGUUAAAAGUGAUACGCAUAUGCAAAAGGUUCGUCAAAGGAUUGCAGAUAUACGUGAAGGUAAAGAGCGUCAGGAAAAUAUCCGAAGGCUAAGAGAGGAGAAGAAAUUUGCUGCAAAAGUGCAGAGAGAAGUGAUUGAAAAUAGGCAAAAUGAGAAAAAAAAAUUAAAGGAAGCUGUUAUGAAACAUCGAAAAGGAUUGAAAGGUCAACUUGAAGAAAUGUUAAAUAACGCGAAAAGCUUGCAAAUAUAUGAUGAUAAAACGGAUGCAACCAGUCACUUAAAGAAGAAAGAUAAUCAAAUGCGAAAUGGAGUUAAAUGUAGUAAGCUUAGUCGCAAUGCUCGAAAUAAGAAAUUUGGUUUUGGCGGCCAAAAAAAACGUUCAAAAAAUAAUACAAAGGAAAGGUAA
This is a messenger RNA of Dracunculus medinensis (Guinea worm), 597 nucleotides long. Lineage: Eukaryota; Metazoa; Nematoda; Chromadorea; Rhabditida; Dracunculidae. The record is from the annotation of a GenBank genome assembly.